This is a messenger RNA of Siniperca chuatsi (mandarin fish), 3136 nucleotides long. RefSeq names its product ras association domain-containing protein 8-like. NCBI's taxonomy places the organism in Eukaryota, Metazoa, Chordata, Actinopteri, Centrarchiformes, Sinipercidae. The transcript has 5 exons. The coding region runs from base 158 to 1192 and encodes 344 amino acids. Gene Ontology annotation, biological process: signal transduction. The record is from RefSeq and is a predicted model, not a curated record.
UCCUCCUCCUCCUCUGAAGUGUGUCUGUAGGUGAAUGUUUGGGUCACAGCCGCUCAUCCAACCAGCAGCCUGAACACACAACAGUGAGAAGGAAUAAGGACCAUCAGUGAAACGGAGAGAAGCUUGAACAGGUCACUGGCGGUGCUGAAUGUGAGUGAUGGAGCUGAAGGUUUGGGUGGAUGGUGUGUUCAGAGUGGUGUGUGGCCUAUCGCUGAACACUUCCUGCCAGGAUGUCGUCAUAGCUCUUGCACAAGCAAUUGGUCAGACAGGUCGUUACAUUCUUAUGUUGAAGUUACGAGGGACCGAGAGACAGCUAGUUGCUGAUGACUGCCCUCUUCAGUAUCUGGGUCAGCUGGGACAGCUGGCUGCAGAGGUCCAGUUCAUUCUGCGGAGGACUGGUCCCAGCCUCAGUGAUGGUCCAGACACACCCACCAGAGAGAGACGUCUUCCCCUGCCCAGACCAUCAGAACCAGAGGCCCUCAAACGCAAGGAGCCACACAAGGCUCUCACCUUCAGUCUGGGUCCCUCAAAACUCCCCAGGAGGACUAAACCAAACAGUUCCUCGUCUCCGUCUCCUCGAGCCUCCCCAGAACUGCAAGCUUCCCCAGUCUCUUUCCUAGACCCUCUCAACCCUGUGAAGGAAAUUUGCUCCUCCAAAGAUGAGGCGUUUAGGCAGAUUCUGCAGCAACAGAGGAGGCUACAAGACCUGGAGAUUCAGCUUCAGGCUCUGGAGAGAGAGACAGAGGUGUGGGAGCAGGUGACGUCAUCUGCUGCGGUUCCUAGUCCGUCUCUGGUCCCAGCAGGGGAACUGGAGGAACUGGAACAGCGGCAGAGGCAGAACGAGGCAGAGCUGAUGGACAGAGAGAACUGGGAGGAAGAGUUACAUGCCGAGAUGGAAAGAGAGCAAGAUAUGCACAGACGUCUACACCAGAUACACUCAUCAAUGGAUGAUCACAGUUAUCGGAUCGAGGAGCUCCAAGCCCGUUCUGCACAUCUAGAACAGGACCUACAGCUCAGAGCCCACAGACAAGGCUCUCGGGCGGACACUCGGCAGCUAGAGGAGGCCCUGAGGCUCCUGAAGCAGGAGCUCCACCUCCGCCUGCAGCAGGGAGAAGAACUGGAUGCAGCGCUGACGGAGACACAGAGGAAGCUACAAGCUGCAGAGGAAAGGCUACAGAUGGGAGAUGACUGAGGAGCUGAAUAAGGAGCUGAGACAGUGUAAGCUGCAGCAGUUUAUCCAGCAGACUGGCAGUCCACACGCAGACCAGACAAACUCCCUGCCCGUCACUGAUGUUUACCUCAGCAACGCUGGUGUAAUAGAGUAGGAGCAGACAAGUCACUGUACGUCUUUUUUUUUGGUUUUGUUUAAAAGGAUUAUUACCAGCUGUAGAAGAGGUUUACAGAUCCAUUACUAAGCAGAAGUUGGACCACUGUGUUAAAACACCUUCAAGUAAAAGUCCUGCUGACUUGAUUUAAGUAAAUGUACACAGGUAUCAAACGAAAAAGUACUGACAGUGAAGAAGAGUCGAGUUUAGUUCCACUGUCAGGUGAAAAUCCUCCUUGUACCUCCAGGUUUGGGGAUUUUCAUACAUUGAUACAUUACACACAUUUUUACCCUACAACAAACAAACAAACACAAGUUAUCCCAUACGUAACGCAAACUUACUCAGAGUGUCUGAUAAAUGCAGUGGAGUAAAAAGUACAAUAUUUUCCCCUGAAAUGCAGCAAAGGAAAAGUGUAACGUCCAUGUUUGAUGAAUGCAAGCUCAAAACAACAGAAACAAUCAUGAAUAAUUCAACUUACGCAGAUGUCUGACACUGGCACUUUCUCUGUUUCCACUGCAGGACAUCAGGGACUGGAAGUGAAACAUGUUCUCUGAAUCCUCUAAGGCCCGUCCAGUGUGUGUGUGUGUGUGUGUGUGUGUGUGUGUGAGUCUGAUAAGCCAAUCACUGCCAGUGUCUUUGAAAUAAAAUAAAACAAAUGUUUGUAUUAUAGUAAUUAAUAUUUUCUACUUGAACUUGUUACAUGAAGUCUUUAUUGUAAUUCAUUGCUCGGAUACCUUUUUGUUUUAUUUUUUCAUUUCGUUGUUUUUGAAAACUGCAUAUUCUCUGUUGCAAUUCAAGCUCACAUGAAGCUGUUUAUCUCUGCUCCAUCAGAGGGCGACAAAGCUUAAUCUGUAAUGAGAUGCUGUUUUUACUUCCCUUGCACUGCCUGCGUCAGACUGUUCAGAAGCACAUCCGUCUUCAUACUCAGCCUCAAGCGUCCCAGGUGAUGUCUUCCAAUGUCUCGUUUGUCCGACCAACAGUCCAAAACUGUUAAUAAUAAAAAAAUAUUUAAUCAGAAUCAGAAUCAGCUUUAUUGGCCAGGUAUGUGUACACAUACAAGAAAUUUGACUGUGGUUUUUCGUUGCUCUUAAUGUACAUACACAGAAAUACAGCAAUCCAAUCCAAACACCAACCACCUCCCUCCAGAUAUUCUGCUGUCAGUGAUGUUGUUGUGACGGGGGUCUGUCUGGCAGAGCGUCAGCUCCACAGACCUGAGGACUCUCAGAUGAGGCUAAAAGCUGAAACAGAAAGUUACCACUCUGCUUUUUUUGCCAAGAAGAAGUCUGAACAAUCAUUAAGCAUAUUUUGUAGAAGGAAAAAAAUCUCGAGACAAUGUUGUUGUUUUUUUUUUUCACAUACUAUACAGUGUGAGGACUAUGUCUAUAGUCUCUCCCGGUGCUGUAAUCUACAGUAGGCUGAUCUAAUUGCUUGUAAUCCAAUCUGAUGUGAUGUUAUUUGAUCUAAUCCAAUCAAAUCUGAUCUAAUCUACCGUAUAAAACAUUCAGAAAGUACAGUAGGUCAGCUGGCUACAGUUUCAUUAAAAAAAAAUUCUCCAAAUUGCCUCGUUCUCAAAUACAAAGAAACAACAUUUACAAUCUCAGAGAGAUGAGUUAAAAUGAUUAUGAGCAACAACACGCUGGUAAAGUGACAUUUUCCAACUCUCUUAACAUCUCAUUGUUUGUGUUAUUUAACACUUUAUUGUUCUGUCCCUUGGCUGCUUCACACGUUUCCAUCCAAUGUCACGUGCACAGUUUCUGUUCGUUGUAAUCAAAGGCUACAUCAAUAAACAUGACUUAAAUGAUGAGCAGUUA